Messenger RNA from Uranotaenia lowii, 2080 nucleotides. RefSeq names its product heat shock protein 70 A2-like. The record is from RefSeq and is a predicted model, not a curated record. Lineage: Eukaryota; Metazoa; Arthropoda; Insecta; Diptera; Culicidae. Bases 95 to 1918 code for a protein of 607 amino acids. Gene Ontology annotation, cellular component: cytoplasm. Gene Ontology annotation, molecular function: misfolded protein binding; ATP binding; ATP-dependent protein folding chaperone. Gene Ontology annotation, biological process: cellular response to unfolded protein; protein refolding. The transcript has 2 exons.
GCUGUCAACAGUAUUGAUUUCAUUUGUCGUCAUUUAAAAAAAAAAUAUAAAUAAGUUGAAAUUCAAGUUUGUCAAAUUACGCCAAACUCCCGUGAUGACUACCAUAGGAAUCGAUCUGGGUACCACUUGUUCCUGCGUAGCCGUAUUUCGGAACGGCAACGUCGAAGUGAUUUCCAACGAACACGGUAACCGGGUUACGCCAAGUUUCGUUGCCUUCAACGGGUCGGAGAUUUUGCUGGGCGAUUCAGCUCGGGAUCAGGCAGCACAUAAUCCGAAAAACACGAUCUACGAUGUCAAACGGAUGCUGGGUAGACGGUGUGAUGAUCCAAAAAUAAGAAAUGACUUGCGCCAGUGGCCAUUCGAGGUGGUGAAUGAGCAAGGCAAUCUGCUGAUUGCUGUUGAGUUUCGGCAGAAGCGGAAGUUGUUUACACCGGAAGAGAUCAGUGCUUUAAUUUUGGGAAAAAUGCGACAGAUGGCUGAACUUUACCUGAAUGAACAAGUACACGAUGCAGUUAUCACGGUUCCAGCUCACUUUAACGAUGCCCAACGAAAAGCAACGAAAGACGCUGGAGCCAUUGCUGGCCUUCAUGUAAUGAGAAUACUCAACGAACCAACUGCCGCUGCUUUAGCCUAUGGAUUGGAUAAAAAUUUCCAAACGGAAAGAAAUGUGUUGAUAUUUGAUUUGGGGGGCGGGACCUUUGACGUAUCGAUUCUGACCAUUGAAGAAGGCUCCGUAUUUGAGAUACUGGCAACAGCAGGAAAUCCACAUUUGGGUGGAGUCGACUUCGAUUUACGAUUGGUUAAGUAUUUAGUCAAAGAUUUAUAUCAAAAACAUAAUAUAGAUAUCAGAUCAAAUCACAAAGCCAUUCGAAGGCUCCGAGCAGCAGCUGAAUUGGUGAAACAUACUCUGUCCACGACAAUCGAAGCCAUCAUAGAUAUAGAUGCUCUAGAAGAUGGGGUGGAUUUUAUAACGACAGUAACCAGAGCACGUUUCGAAGAGCUGUGCUCUGAUUUAUUUCAAAUGACCAUCGAACCAAUGGAAAAAGCCCUUAGGGAUGCCAAGAUGACUCGAGAAACUAUUCAUGACAUCGUCAUGGUUGGAGGUUCUUCACGCAUUCCCAAGAUCCAGUCUAUAGUGCAGGAGUUUUUCGACAGGAAACAUCUGUACAACUCAAUACACCCCAACGAAGCCGUAGCCUAUGGAGCUGCUGUCCAGGCAGCUAUACUUAGUGAAUAUAGAGACGCAAAGAUACAACAACUCUUGCUGGUAGAUGUGACGCCCUUGUCACUUGGCAUACAAACAGCUGGAGGUGUUAUGACAAAUGUCAUAGACCGCAAUACCAGACUUCCAUGUCGAGGAAAACGAAGGUUCACAACAUACACCGACAAUCAACCAGGAGUUACAGUGCUUGUUUUUGAAGGUGAGCGAGCCAUGGCCAGGGAUAACACCAAGUUGGGAAGUUUCGAAUUGUUGGGUUUUCCUUUGGCUCCCAAAGGCGUACCAAAAAUAGAAGUUACGUUUGAGCUUGACUUAAACGGAAUCCUUCACGUAACGGCCGAAGAGUUGAGCUCUAGGAAAGCUUGCAGCAUUCGCAUCACCAAAGACCGGCACCAGCUGUCGGAGGAUGAUAUCGCUCGUAUGCUGGACGAGGCCGCAUUUUACCGGGAAAUUGAUAACCAGCAGCGUUUGCGAAGUUUUUCCCGUAACAAAUUGGAAGCGUUCUGUUUCAAAGUUCGAGCAAAUAUUGGGGAAGAUGGUGUCGAGCAGGAUGAGCGAAAGGCCAAAGCAUUGAAAGUUUGCGAAGAGACGUUGCAAUGGUUGGAGAACAAUCCGACGGCCGAAAAGGAUGAGUAUGAAGCUCAAUACAAGACGGUGGCAAAAAUAUCUAAACCGCUCCUGAAGCAGCUUGAAAACUGAACAGAUUGGUGGUGAAUGUUUUUCAUCAUCUGUAUUUUUGCACUGUUUAAGCUGAAAUGAAGCAAAAGGAAUCUGUAGCUUUCAAGCUAGACAAUAAAACAGUCAGGAUUUUUAUAACUUUUUUCUAGUUGAUGCUAUAGUUUCUGAACUAAAUUAACUGAC